CGUGGCGGGGUCGGAGGGCACGCGGCGUCGGUGUCAUGGCGGCCUCCGUGCUGGGUUCUACCUGCGGCCCGCUGCGGCUCGGCGUUACCGGCCUGUGCCGCCGCCGGCCGCCCCGGGGCCUGUGGGCUCGUGCGCGGCGGCUCCCGGGGCUCGCGGGGUCUGGGCGGAGCGUGGCCGCGGCCAGCGGAUCGGGCGCUUCGGGCACCGACCGCUAUUGCAUGGAGCUGCUGCGGAAACGAGACUACGAAGGCUAUUUGUGCUCCCUGCUGCUCCCUGCAGACUCCAGAAGCUCUGCCUUUGCACUGAGGGCCUUCAAUGUGGAACUGGCUCAGGUUAAGGACUCAGUCUCUGAGAAAACAAUUGGACUGAUGCGAAUGGAGUUUUGGAGAAAAACCGUGGACGACAUAUACAGUGACAACCCACCCCAGCAGCCUGUGGCCAUCGAGCUGUGGAAGGUCUGCACACCAGCAGAGGCAGGCCCCGUUCCUGGGCCCCUGACUGACUUCCAGAGCCCCAGUAAGGAUGGAAAAAGCCAGGCCCUCCCAAGUCUGGGACUGAGAAGAAAAAGUGGAUGGGAAGCUGCUGUCAAAAGACAUAAUCUGACUAAAAGAUGGCUUAUGAAAAUCAUUGAUGAAAGAGAAAAAAAUUUGGAUGACAAACCAUAUCGUAAUAUCCAGGAACUGGAAAACUAUGCUGAAAACACUCAGAGCUCUCUUCUUUAUUUAACACUAGAAAUAUUGGGUGUAAAGGAUCUUCAUGCAGAUCAUGCCGCGAGUCACAUUGGAAAAGCGCAGGGCAUUGUCACUUGCUUGAGAGCAACGCCCUAUCAUGGUAGCAGAAGAAGAGUGUUCCUUCCCAUGGAAAUUUGUAUGCUGCAUGGCGUUUCACAAGAGGAUUUUCUACGGCAGAACCAAGCUAAAAAUGUGAGAGAUGUGAUAUAUGACAUUGCCAGCCAGGCACACUUGCACCUAAAGCAUGCUAGGUCCUUCCACAAAAGUGUUCCUGUGAAAGCAUUUCCUGCUUUUCUUCAGACGGUUGCCCUGGAGGACUAUUUAAAGAAAAUUCAACAGGUGGAUUUUGACAUAUUCCACCCAUCUUUACAGCAGAAGAAUACACUACUACCAUUAUCUUUGUAUGUUCAGUCAUGGAGAAAAAGAUAUUAAAAUAAUUUUAUGGCA
This is a messenger RNA of Acinonyx jubatus (cheetah), 1178 nucleotides long. It is a transcript of the gene NDUFAF6, whose product is annotated as NADH:ubiquinone oxidoreductase complex assembly factor 6. Gene Ontology annotation, biological process: biosynthetic process; mitochondrial respiratory chain complex I assembly. The record is from RefSeq and is a predicted model, not a curated record. Gene Ontology annotation, cellular component: mitochondrion. The transcript has 10 exons. The coding region runs from base 36 to 1163 and encodes 375 amino acids. Lineage: Eukaryota; Metazoa; Chordata; Mammalia; Carnivora; Felidae.